AUGCGUCCAGGAGCCCUAUUAGCACAAUUGGCAUUUGCCUCAUCUGCCAAUGCAUUUUAUCCUUACAACCCGAGUUGGCGAGUCGAUGUAGGGCAAAAGAAAAUGGGAAGGAGUACCAAGAGUGUUGGUAAUGGUGGUGGUGUGCGUAUGGAUAUCAAGCAGAGAACACCCCAGUCUAGCCAGCCACUAUCAGAAAGAGCAGCCCACGAAGCAGCACGAUUGAUCGCCAAGUACACCGGAGGAAAUGUCCCAGAAGGCAGUUUGUUGGCUAAGCGCGACAACGAGUACGAUGUCAUGGAGGCUACGGAAUCGACCAAGAAGCACGCCCAAGGCGUUGACCAGGACGGUACCGAUUAUUCGUACUUCAUUGAGGUUGAAGUUGGUUCCGAGAAGAAGUCAAUGUAUAUGCUCAUCGACACUGGCGCUGGCUCAAGUUGGGUUAUGGGCACUUCUUGUAAAAGCAAAGCGUGUUCGAUGCACAACACAUUUGGCGCCGACGACUCGGACUCACUAGACAUCUCGGAGAAAUCCUUCAACAUCGCAUACGGCUCUGGAAAGGUCUCUGGAACAUGGGCGACCGAUACGAUCACCGUGGCGGGCAUGAGCAUCGAAUAUCAAUUUGGACUCACAGACACGACAUCGGACCAGUUUCUUCAAUUCGCCUUUGACGGAAUUCUUGGACUGGCAAUAAACAAGGGCUCCAACAAUAACUUCCUCAACGCCUUGGCCAAGUCGGAGGAAGUUGACAAGAACAUGUUCUGCGUUGCUUUGAACCGUGCAUCCGAUGGCACGAAUGAAGGUGAAAUCAGCUUUGGCUCACCAAACCCUGACAAGUACACCGGCAAGAUCUCAUACACAAGUAUUGGCGAAGACGAUGAUUGGGCUAUCAAGAUGGACGAUAUGGGCUACAACGGCAAGAAGGCAGAUGUUGGCGGAAUGAGCAGCUUUAUCGAUACUGGAACCUCCUUCAUGUUUGGGUCCCCCGAGAAUGUCAAGAAGGUCCACGCUCUUAUCGAGGGAGCCGAGAGUAGUGACGGCAUUACCUAUACUGUCCCCUGUGACAGCAACGGCAACAUGACCAUCGCAUUCUCUGGAGUCGACUAUGUUAUCUCGCCCAAGGACUGGAUCUCCCCCCCUAACAAGGAGGGAAAAUGCACCAGCAACCUUUAUGGGUUUGAGGUCGUCAAAGGUGCAUGGCUCCUGGGCGAUACUUUUAUCAAGAACGUCUAUGCCGUCUUUGACGCGGACGAGCGUCGCAUUGGCUUUGCUACAAGCGCCAUUGCGAGCGGCUCCAGUAAUGAUGAUGAAGAAGCAAGUUCAUCAACAAAGACUGAGAGCUCCAGCAAGUCCACCAAGACGUCUGACGAUGCUGAAGAGACUGGCGUCACCACAAAAUCCGAUGCAACGGCCACUGCAGUGCCGGAUAUGGGCCUGGGUAAAGAAACCGUCUCAUCCGGCACAGCUACUGCCGACUCCAGUGAGGCGAGCGAGACCAAAGACUCGUCUGCACCCACAGGGCUAUUAUCACAAGCCCGUUUCACAUUCAUUUUCUGUAUAGUACCGUUUUUCGCCCUCCUGGCUUAG
Messenger RNA from Fusarium sp. VM40, 1584 nucleotides. The record is from the annotation of a GenBank genome assembly. Lineage: Eukaryota; Fungi; Ascomycota; Sordariomycetes; Hypocreales; Nectriaceae.